Molecule: messenger RNA, 849 nt
Organism: Lodderomyces pseudojiufengensis
Lineage: Eukaryota; Fungi; Ascomycota; Pichiomycetes; Serinales; Debaryomycetaceae
Product: Mn(2+) transporter
Exons: 1
Coding region: 1-849 (282 amino acids)
Biological process (GO): transmembrane transport; zinc ion transport
Cellular component (GO): membrane
Molecular function (GO): metal ion transmembrane transporter activity
Source: RefSeq, a predicted model, not a curated record
AUGAUUAAACUAACGCAUAAAACAUCAAUCUAUUUAAAUAAGUUAUCAAUCUUUAGUGUGGGAAUAUUAAUUGGAACAGUGUUAUUAAUUUUAUUACCUGAAGCUUUUGAAAUAUUAGUGAUUACAAAUUUUAAAAUUAAUAAAUUUAAUAUUGGAUUUCCUAUAUUGAUCGGAUUUUUAUUGAUGCUUGUUCUAGAUAAUGUAUUUAAUAGCGGAAAUAAAUAUUUAAAUAAUAGUGAAGAAGGAUUGACGUUAUCAACUAACAACAAAUUUAAAUCUAUACUUGAAUCGUUUUAUUCAAUCAUAAACUCACCUAUAUCAUUAAGCUUGCUUAUACACGGCUCAAUUGAUGGAAUAUCACUAGGCUCAACAUUUGUAUCUCAAAAUGAAGCAUUAAAAUUGUUAUUAAUUUUUGGGAUCAUCAUUCAUAAAUUACCAACUUCAUUCAGUUAUGGAAUAAUACUAACUAAAGAAAAUAAAAUUCAAGGCAAAUUUUUAAUGUUACAUUUGAUAUUAUUUGCUAUUUCUACUCCAUUUUUUACAUUAUCUACAUUUUCAAUGUUGACAUUAUUUCAUUCAGAUGAUAAUUUUGAUUUAAUAAUUGGUGAAGUUUUACUAUUUUCAAUUGGGAAUUUCUUAUAUAUCAUUUUGCAUUUAUUAAAUCAUAUCGUCUUAGAUUCAAAAGAUUAUACAGACAAUGACAAUAUAACCACCAGCAUUAAUGACAUUGAUCAAUUUAAUAUUGAUGACGUCCAUAAUGAUGUAGAAGGAAAAAAUAAAAGGUUUAAUAUUUUGAUUCUACUAAGUGGUUUAAUUAUACCUAUUAUAUUAACUUUUAUACAAGAAUAA